This is a messenger RNA of Chrysochloris asiatica (Cape golden mole), 939 nucleotides long. RefSeq names its product olfactory receptor 1N1-like. Gene Ontology annotation, cellular component: membrane. The record is from RefSeq and is a predicted model, not a curated record. Gene Ontology annotation, biological process: G protein-coupled receptor signaling pathway. The transcript has a single exon. Gene Ontology annotation, molecular function: G protein-coupled receptor activity; olfactory receptor activity. Bases 1 to 939 code for a protein of 312 amino acids. NCBI's taxonomy places the organism in Eukaryota, Metazoa, Chordata, Mammalia, Afrosoricida, Chrysochloridae.
AUGGAUGGGAAUAAUCAAUCCAGUGUCUCUGAAUUUUUCCUGCGAGGAAUAUCUGCAUCACCAGAACAACAACAGUUGCUUUUUGGAAUUUUCCUGAGUAUGUAUCUUGUCACCUUGUCUGGGAAUGGGCUCAUCAUCUUGGCCAUAGGCUCUGACCUGCACCUCCACACCCCCAUGUACUUCUUUUUGGCUAAUCUGUCUUUUGUUGAUAUGGGUUUAACAUCCUCCACAGUUACCAAGAUGCUGGUGAAUGUACAGCUUCAGCAUCAUACCAUCUCCUAUGCUGGCUGCCUCACCCAAAUGUAUUUCUUCCUGAUGUUUGGCGAUCUGGACAGCUUCUUCCUGGCUGUUAUGGCAUAUGACCGCUAUGUGGCUAUUUGCCGUCCUCUCUACUACUCUACAGCCAUGAGUCCCCGAAUCUGUGUCAUGUUGCUUGCAUUGUGCUGGGUCCUCACCAACAUUGUUGCCCUGACUCACACCCUGCUCAUGACUCAACUGUCUUUCUGUACUGUUGGGGAGAUUGCUCACUUUUUCUGUGACAUAACUCCAGUCCUGAAGCUGUCGUGUUCUGACACCCACAUCAAUGAGUUGAUGGUUUUUGCUUUAGGAGGAACAGUCCUCAUUGUCCCCUUUAUAUGCAUUGUCAUCUCCUAUAUCCACAUUGUAUCAGCAAUCCUGAGAAUGAGAACACCUGGCGGGGGUGGUAAGGCCUUUUCCACGUGCAGCUCCCAUCUCUGUGUGGUCUGUGUGUUCUAUGGCACCCUCUUCAGUGCCUACUUGUGUCCUCCCUCUGUUGCCUCUGAAGAGAAAGACAUUGCAGCGGCUGCGAUGUAUACUGUGGUAACUCCCAUGUUGAACCCCUUUAUCUAUAGCCUAAGGAACAAGGACAUGAAGGGGGCUCUCAAGAGGCUCCUCAGUCGAAGAGUUUUCAUCUCUUAG